Messenger RNA from Ilex paraguariensis (yerba mate), 1044 nucleotides. The record is from the annotation of a GenBank genome assembly. Lineage: Eukaryota; Viridiplantae; Streptophyta; Magnoliopsida; Aquifoliales; Aquifoliaceae.
CAAUUUUGCAGUUGGGUGGCGUGUGUGCUUUAAUUUGUGUUUCAUCGGGCCUCUCUCCGAAAAACUAGAGGAAUUUCUGUCUUUUCUCUAUACAUAGAAACACUUUCAAUUCCUAAUACGAAGUCUAUUAGUAUUUCGUAACUUUUUUGAUUAUCUAUCUAUACUAUGGCGUCUCGAAGGCGUAUGCUUCUUAAAGUCAUAAUCCUCGGAGACAGCGGGGUUGGGAAGACAUCUCUGAUGAAUCAGUAUGUGAAUCGUAAGUUCAGUAACCAGUACAAGGCGACAAUUGGAGCUGAUUUCUUGACAAAAGAAGUUCAGUUUGAAGAUAGGUUGUUCACAUUGCAGAUAUGGGAUACAGCUGGGCAAGAAAGAUUUCAAAGCCUUGGGGUGGCUUUUUACCGUGGGGCAGACUGUUGUGUCCUUGUGUAUGAUGUGAAUGUCAUGAAAUCAUUUGAUAAUCUAAACAACUGGCGGGAAGAGUUCCUCAUCCAGGCCAGCCCCUCUGACCCCGAAAACUUCCCAUUUGUUGUAUUGGGAAACAAGGUUGAUAUUGAUGGUGGCAACAGUCGGGUGGUCUCUGAGAAGAAAGCUAGGGCAUGGUGUGCUUCCAAGGGAAACAUACCUUAUUUUGAGACUUCUGCAAAAGAAGGAUUUAAUGUGGAAGCAGCUUUCCAGUGUAUAGCCAAAAAUGCUCUCAAGAACGAACCAGACGAAGAAAUAUAUCUUCCUGAUACCAUUGAUGUUGCGGGUGGAGGGCGGCAGCAAAGAUCUACAGGAUGCGAAUGUUGAAGAGUGUUUUGGCUCCCUUCCCCUCCCCCUCUCAAAAAAAAGAAGAAGAGUGUUUUGGUGGCCUUGUUUCUGGCAUUACAGUCAGAUACAAUUGCUACUGGUACACCCUAUUCAUUCUGGUGCAAUUGUAACAUUCUAUUCUUCAGGAGGGUUGUUGAGUUGCAAUGUGUAUUAAUAUAAGUACAUAAACCCAUUUGAUUGAUCUUCUUGUGAUUGUUUAACAUGAAUGUUUGUAUUUCAUCCUUUCAUUCUAUG